AUGACCGAAUCCAAGGGCACCAUCUUCCCGGACGAGCGCAUGUGGUACGAUCAAUUUACCAGCACCGACUGGGUCCACGAUGCCAUCGCCGAUUCUUACAGAGUCAAAGAACUGCGAAGUCGCAAGGACUUCUGGGGCAGGCUGCGCGUUAUCUUUGACGGUGCUCAGGGCUGGAUCUUGAGCGCUUUAUGUGGCUUCAUUGUCGCAUUGAUGGCUUACACUGUUGAUGUUGCUGAAUCUACUGUCUUUGAUUUCAAAGACGGUUACUGCACCAGGGGUUGGUAUCUUAACAAAAAGAGAUGCUGUCCCGGUAUUACAUGCGACGACUGGGCAACGUGGUCAUACAAGCUGAACAACCCCUUUGGGGAGAUUUGGAGCAGCUUCGUGAUUUAUAUGGCUUUUGUCCUUGUUCUUUCUGCAAUUGCUUGUUGGAUGGCGCUGUGGACCAAGACCGUUGUUCCGUCGGCGUACCAAUUGACAACUCUUGACGAGAACCUGGCGGUCGAUAACGUUCACCAGACAUAUGACGAUUCGAACGAAAGCGAGGCAUCAACACCUCAGCCGCAAAACGAUCCUAAACCUGAGAACCCACCCAUGGUUUACUAUUCAGCGGCUGGCAGUGGAGUUGCUGAGGUUCGUGUCAUCCUGAGCGGUUUUGUUCUGCACGGUUUCCUUGGUGCCAGAACUUUGAUUGUCAAACUGGUAGCCUUGAUUUUGAGUGUCGCAUCUGGUAUGAGUCUCGGAAAAGAGGGUCCCUACGUCCAUAUGGCCGCCUGCGUGGGCAAUAUUGCAUGCCGAAUCUUCUCAAAAUACGAUCGAAAUGAUGGCAAGCGAAGAGAGAUCAUCUCGGCUGCUGCGGCGGCAGGAGUUGCUGUUGCCUUUGGUGCUCCCUUGGGCGGUGUACUGUUUGGCUUAGAAGAGGUUUCAUACUUCUUUCCAGCUAAGACAUUGUUCCGCACUUUCUUUUGCUGCAUUGUUGCUGCUUUGUCUCUCAAAUUCCUCAAUCCAUAUGGUACUCACAAGAUUGUGAUGUUUGAAGUGAGAUAUCUGGUCGACUGGGAAUACUUCGAGCUCGCCAGCUUCAUUUUCGUCGGUGUCAUUGGAGGGGCAUUGGGUGCUCUGUUCAUCAAAGCCUCCAAGUAUUGGGCUCAAUCCUUCAGAAAGAUCAAGGUGAUCAAGAAGUACCCCUUGUUGGAAGUGCUUCUUGUUGCUUUGGUGACAGGAUUGAUGAGCUAUUGGAACUCCUUGACAAAGCUUCCGGUCGCCGAACUGCUUCUGAACUUGGCUUCGCCUUGCGAAGGCUCCAACAUUGACUGGGAAGAAAGGGCUCUGUGUCCUGGUUCUAUUGACGAAAUCCCCCCUAUCCUUUCCCAUUUAUUUGUGGCACUCUUGAUCAAGGGGUUCUUGACAGUGAUCACGUUCGGAAUUAAAGUCCCUGCCGGUAUCUACGUGCCGUCCAUGGUUGUUGGUGGUCUGAUGGGCCGGAUCGUCGGUCAUAUCGUGCAAUGGGCUGUCCUACGUGUUCCAGAUUGGGGUAUCUGGGGAGAUUGCGCUUUCAGUCGAGAUGGUUCUUGCAUCCAGCCUGGUGUGUACGGUCUCAUUGCAGCCGGUGCCACCAUGUGUGGUGUAACGAGACUAUCUGUGACACUCGCCGUCAUCCUUUUUGAGCUUACUGGUAGUCUCGAUUACGUUUUGCCAUUCUCGCUGGCCAUUCUGGUGGCCAAAUGGACCUCGGACGCCAUUGAACCAAACAGCAUCUAUGACCUUCUUACCAGCAUGAACUCGUACCCGUUCCUCGACAAUAAACAUAAGCCUAUCUUUACGGAGGACCUGGCCGAUAUUGUACCAAGGAUUCGAAAAGAACGGAUCAUUGACAUAACGAAUUCGCCAGUAGUACCUGCUACCAGCUUACGAGUCAAACUUGAACUUUUGCAUAGAGCCGGUGAGCUCGACGGAGGAUUGCCCAUUGUGCGACAUGGUAUCCUGGUCGGGCUUAUUCCUGCGCCUGAUCUCGGAUACGCUCUCGACCAACUGGAAGACGAGGCGACAAACCUGUGCCUGAUGGAUAGAGUUCCUAGCAUCGACGAGGACGACCAAUCCCAUGAUCCGACGGAUUUCACGCCGUAUAUUGAUCCUGCACCUGUUGCGCUGGACAUCAAAUCACCAAUGGACUUGGUUUAUGAGUUGUUUUCAAAGCUGGGACUGCGAUAUAUCUGUGUCCUCAAGGAUGGUAGAUAUGCUGGAAUGACACACAAGAAGACGUUUGUGAGAUACAUGCGAGAGCAUGAGAAGGAAGAAUGA
This is a messenger RNA of Fusarium coffeatum, 2301 nucleotides long. RefSeq lists its product as uncharacterized. Gene Ontology annotation, biological process: transmembrane transport; chloride transport. NCBI's taxonomy places the organism in Eukaryota, Fungi, Ascomycota, Sordariomycetes, Hypocreales, Nectriaceae. The record is from RefSeq and is a predicted model, not a curated record. The transcript has 6 exons. Bases 1 to 2301 code for a protein of 766 amino acids. Gene Ontology annotation, molecular function: voltage-gated chloride channel activity. Gene Ontology annotation, cellular component: early endosome; membrane; Golgi apparatus.